ACUGUGGCAUAAUGUAGUUCACCUCCUUGGUAAUGAGACAUCGAUAGCAGCGCGUUUUUUUCACGUGGUGACUGCCUUUUUAUUUUAUGCAAGAAGUUUGCGCAGAAUAGUAAAGUAUCUGAUAUCGGUUUUUUAAACACUGUCCCGCAGGAUUUAACUUUUCAGAAGUGUAUUUUUUGUCAUUCAUUUUUCCGAUUCAUGGAUGGAAUUUAUUGACCACAGACAAUAAUCCUGCGUGCUUCUUUUAUUCAUGUGUGUGUGCUGGUGACCGGUUACCAUGGAGAAGCAGGCGGUGCAGAGGGCCAGAGAGGCUUUCCUCGCUGGGCGGUCGCGACCCCUGGAGUUCAGAGUUCACCAGCUCAAGUCCCUCCAGAGGAUGAUCACAGACAGACAGGGAGAGAUCGCCACCGCCCUCAAACAGGACAUCAACAGGAGCCAGUACGACACCCCGCUGUUUGAGCUGAUCGGCCUGGAGAAUGAGAUCAGCCUGGCUGUGUCGAAGCUGGCCCAGUGGGCUGCUCCUCGGCCUGUAGAGAGGAACCUCCUCACCAUCUCAGACCAGGCGUACAUCCAGCCGGAGCCCCUGGGAGUGGUCCUCAUUAUCGGGGCCUGGAACUACCCCUGGGCCCUAACCCUGCAGCCCCUGGUCGGGGCUAUCGCUGCAGGUACGCAAUGCAUGCUGUGCGUGAAGCCGUCUGAGCUGAGUGAAUACUCAGCUAGUCUCCUCAAAGCUCUGCUCCCACGAUAUCUGGACCAGGAGCUGUACCCUGUAGUGUGUGGGGGCGUGUCAGAGACCCAGGAGUUGCUGCGUCAGCGUUUCGACCACGUCUUCUACACAGGGAACUGCACUGUGGGUAAACUGGUGAUGGAGGCCGCAGCCCGACACCUCACCCCCGUGACCCUGGAGCUGGGGGGGAAGAGCCCCUGUUACAUCGAUAAGGACGUCGACCUCAGAGUUGCAUGCCGGCGUAUCACUUGGGGGAAGUUUGUGAACUGCGGUCAGACAUGCAUCGCCCCAGACUACAUCCUGUGUGAACCCAGCAUCCAGAACAGAGUGGUGGAGGGCAUCCGACAGACACUACUGGAGUUUUAUGGGCCGGACCCCAAAUCUUCCCCUGACUACGGCCGCAUCAUCAACCAGCGCCACUUCAACCGCGUGAUGACUCUACUGGAGGGCUACACGGCAACAGUAGGGGGGCAGAGUGACGCGUCACAACGCUACAUUGUGACCGUCAGCGACAUAGAUGACGCCAUCCACUUCAUCAACGAGAGAGAGAAGCCCCUGGCGCUCUACGUCUUCUCCUCCAACAAGAAGUAA
This is a messenger RNA of Salvelinus sp. IW2-2015, 1318 nucleotides long. The record is from RefSeq and is a predicted model, not a curated record. Lineage: Eukaryota; Metazoa; Chordata; Actinopteri; Salmoniformes; Salmonidae.